Molecule: messenger RNA, 836 nt
Organism: Tachysurus fulvidraco (yellow catfish)
Lineage: Eukaryota; Metazoa; Chordata; Actinopteri; Siluriformes; Bagridae
Product: gamma-crystallin M2-like
Exons: 3
Coding region: 306-836 (176 amino acids)
Biological process (GO): visual perception; lens development in camera-type eye
Molecular function (GO): structural constituent of eye lens
Source: RefSeq, a predicted model, not a curated record
GUCAGGUACAUGUCACAUUCACAUGACGUAAAAGAAGACAAACGCAUGUCUAUAGUCAUCUGUAAAGACCAAAAUAGCUGACUACUCAAUGCUAUAUGUGGGUUUAGCUUGUCAAUGAUAGUCUUUUAAAGUCAUCUGGAAAACAUCACAUAGAAAUGUAGCAAUAGCUCUUAAGGUCUUUGUUUACAUUUGUGCUUUAUGUCUGGUCAAGAGUUUCUUUGGUGUAAAAUACAGGUAUAAAUGCAGGAGUUUAACCAGACAGGUGGGCAGUUCAGCUUGGACAAGUUACACCAGCCACCGAGACCAUGGGCAGGGUUAUCUUCUAUGAGGACAGGAACUUCAUGGGGCGCUCCUGGGAGUGCACCGGUGAUUGUGCCGAUAUGCACUCUUACAUGAGCCGCUGUCACUCCUGCAGGGUGGAGAGCGGAUGCUGGAUGGUCUACGACCGCAACAACUACAUGGGAAACCAGUAUUUCAUGAGAAGGGGCGAGUACCCUGACUACAUGAGCAUGUGGGGCUGGGGCAACAACUGCAUCAGGUCCUGCCGCAUGAUCCCCAUGUACAGAGGAUCCUACAGAAUGAGGCUCUACGAGAGAGACAACUUCAUGGGUCAGAUGAUGGAGGCGACGGAUGACUGUGAUUCCUUCAUGGAUCGCUACCACUGGUCCAGCGGCUGCAUGUCCUGCCACGUGAUGGACGGCCACUGGCUCAUGUAUGAGUAUCCACACUACAGAGGCAGGAUGUGGUACUUCAGGCCCGGAGAGUACAGGAACUUCAGGGACUACGGUGGCAUGAGGUUCAUGAGCAUGAGGCGCAUCAUGGACUCCUGGUAUUAA